Molecule: messenger RNA, 1206 nt
Organism: Ilex paraguariensis (yerba mate)
Lineage: Eukaryota; Viridiplantae; Streptophyta; Magnoliopsida; Aquifoliales; Aquifoliaceae
Source: the annotation of a GenBank genome assembly
AUGGGGAAUGAUCAGAGCCAAUUUCCAUCAACUGUGAAGCUAUUCAAUGCAUAUUUGCAAUUUAACCAUGUCUUUCGUUUCCUGUUUUUUGUUAUUGGUUUGUCCAUUGGAAUCACAGCCAGUUUUUAUCUCCAGUGUUUUUCACUCAAUUUACAAGCUACCAUAGUUUCACCUUUCUCAUUAUUGCCGCCGCCAGUGCUUCAACCACCACCACCAUCUCCAUCUAAAUCUCCACCGCCACCUCUAGAAAUACCAACUGCGCUUGUCUCUGAUCAGAGUACCAUAGAAAUCGAUACUCGCUUCUUUGUACACAAUAUGAGUGACAAAGAAUUGUUUUGGCAGGCAUCAAUGGUUCCGAGGAUUGAAGCAUUUCCUUAUGAGCGUGUUCCAAAGGUUGCUUUCAUGUUCUCGACCAAGGGCCCUAUACCAUUAGCUCCCCUGUGGGAGAAGUUUUUUGAAGGGCAGGAAGGGCUCUACACCAUCUAUGUUCACCCUGAUCCGUUCUACAGUGAAACUUUUCCUGAAAAUUCUGUUUUCUAUGGAAGAAGAAUUCCAAGCAAGCCAGUACAAUGGGGAAAACCAUCGAUGAUUGAUGCUGAGCGACGCCUUUUAGCCAAUGCUCUACUUGACUUCUCUAACGAGAGAUUUGUGCUACUCUCAGAUACUUGCAUUCCUUUGUUCAACUUCACCACAAUUUACACCUACCUCAUAAACUCCAAUGAGACCUUUGUUGCCUCUUAUGAUGACCCGAGGAAGAUUGGUCGUGGCCGAUACAACCAUAAAAUGUGGCCUACAAUAUCCAUUUCCCAAUGGCGUAAAGGUUCCCAAUGGUUUGAGGUUAACCAGAAGAUUGCCAUUGACAUAGUAUCAGAUCAGAAAUACUACCCAAUUUUUAGUGCGUAUUGUCACCCUCCUUGUUACACUGAUGAGCAUUACAUCCCUACACUUGUGAACAUUCUCUUCCCUGUGGAAAACUCGAACCGGAGUAUUACUAGGGUUGAGUGGAGGAGAAGUGGUCCACACCCUGAAAGAUUUACUAAGCAAGAUGUUACGGUUGAGUUUCUGAAUCACAUAAGGUUUGGUGCUAACUGUACUUACAAUGGCAACACUACCUCAGUGUGUUUCUUAUUUGCUAGAAAAUUUGUGCCCAACACCCUACAACCAUUGUUGAAAAUUGCUUCAAUUUUGUUUUCUUCAAAUACUUGA